ACAAUGUCCGCUUUCCUGUUCAGAACAUAUAUAUAUAUAUAUUAUACUAUUACACAUUUCUUUAACUUCUACAAGAUUGUACGAAAGGUCGAUAAUUUAGGAUUCCUCAAAACUGAAAACUUUUAACAUGAAAGCAACAAUCUUGUUAGCAGUUGUAGUGGCAGUUAUUGUCGGAGUUAAGGAAACCCAAUCAAUACCUUGCACAUCGUUCUACUGUAGUAAGUUCUGUGGGACUGCUGGCUGCUCAUUAUAUGGAUGCUACAAACUUCAUCCAGGGAAAAUUUGCUACUGCCUUCAUUGUAGCAGAGUUGAGUCCCCAUUUGCACUUUCCGGAAGUGCUAAAAAUGUAAACGAAAAGGAUAACACUCCAAUAAUGAAUGAGAUGGAAAAUUUGGACCAAGGAAUGGAAAUGUUCUAGACAAACAUUUGACAUGAAGAUUACAACUGUGUUAUUUAGAAAAUCAGCUAUACGUCUUCCCUUGAUGAUGAACAUUUUGUGCCUAUUCUGUUAUCAAAACUUGUAUUAUUAAAUCUUCUGUCUCACUUUUAGCUUUUAAGCUUGAAGUAAUAUUAUAACAUUUAACAAAUAACAUAAGCGUGUCAAGUCGUCCGGAUUUAUAUCUGGUAAUAAAAGUUAGUUUUU
This is a messenger RNA of Mytilus californianus (California mussel), 643 nucleotides long. RefSeq names its product myticin-B-like. Lineage: Eukaryota; Metazoa; Mollusca; Bivalvia; Mytilida; Mytilidae. The coding region runs from base 128 to 418 and encodes 96 amino acids. The transcript has 4 exons. The record is from RefSeq and is a predicted model, not a curated record.